Nerophis lumbriciformis (worm pipefish) is the source of this 1278-nucleotide messenger RNA. NCBI's taxonomy places the organism in Eukaryota, Metazoa, Chordata, Actinopteri, Syngnathiformes, Syngnathidae. The record is from RefSeq and is a predicted model, not a curated record.
AUGUCAUCUUGGCCCAAAUCCUCCAAAGCUUCCCGGCGGCAGCAGGGUAACCCAAACGGGAGCGCACAGCCGUUGAGGUUCAGAAGUGCGCCCUACAACAGGGAGCAGAGGACCGAAGAUAUCAAGGAUGCCCUCGAAAGUUACAAAGAACUUGAGCAAAAACAACUCUACAGUGGGAGUCAGCACGAUGGUGCAAAACAUCAACCGAAUGUUUUGGACCAAUAUGUAUCCAAGCCUGAGAUGACUCCAUCAGAAAGGCGGAAAACCUUGUAUCAGAACUUCUACAAGCAAGUGCAGGAGGAUCGGACAGUGGCUGACUGUGUGAUCAUUUCCCUGACCAACCAGUGCUUGGAUUACCCCAAAUCGCUAAACCAGUGCUUGCAGGACCGUGGCCUGUCGGUGGAAAUGCUCUACCUGCAGGCGGAGUCGGGCCUGACCAAAGCCCUGCAGGAUGUCCGAGGUGUUGGCUCCCCGUUAUGUAUUCUGGUGGAGCAGACAAACAUAGCUCUGUCCUCCUGCACUGUUAUCAUUUUCUCAGAGUCCCUCAAAAUUCACCGCAACAUGCCCAAAGACCAAGCCAUGGAUUUUGUUGUAGCAGAGCACGGGCGUGGCGUCGGUAAGGAACGUAUGCCAAGGGACCCCGCAGAUAUUGCGUCUCAGGCAUCGCAGUUGCUUGGGGAUUUUCUGGAUCGGGAAAAGAUCGGGCGCCACGUCGUUCCCACAGAAAUACGUCAGUCCCUCCAGCUGCUGUCCGAGGGCGUGCAUGUUUACUCUGAGGAGCUAGAAACCAUCUUGGGUUAUGUCCGUUCCCGUCAGGAAUUCUUAAGAGCGAGCAAUGACAGAGAACAAAAGUGCAACAUUCUGCCUUCAGGACUGGGAAAGCCGCCUCCGCUUCUCCCAACACCGCUAGAACCGCCUCAGUGUGCAAGUGAAGCGGGACGCCCACCACUGCUAGACUGUACUCCACCCACACCAAUGCCACUCUUACCUUCACCAGGUUCCUUUCCAAAAACCAAGCCUCCCCCUCUGCUAUCACUGCAUCGACCCCAAUCUACGCACAAUUUAUAUGGUGGCCCCGGGUUGCUUUGUACCCCUCUAAUGCGUCCUCUUCCACAACGUAACCAGGCCCUGCGAGGGUCCCACAGCAUGAGAGUUGCUCCACCCUCCCUUAAAAGUUCUCGUCCCCCACUAUUAGCGACUCCAGAGUUCAACACCUUACACAGAGUCAUGGGUCAAGGCCAGUAUAGAGACCAGCUCUUUGAUAAGCUGCCUACCUGA